Molecule: messenger RNA, 772 nt
Organism: Salvia splendens (bonfire salvia)
Lineage: Eukaryota; Viridiplantae; Streptophyta; Magnoliopsida; Lamiales; Lamiaceae
Product: ethylene-responsive transcription factor 5
Exons: 1
Coding region: 85-594 (169 amino acids)
Biological process (GO): regulation of DNA-templated transcription; ethylene-activated signaling pathway
Molecular function (GO): DNA-binding transcription factor activity; DNA binding
Source: RefSeq, a predicted model, not a curated record
UCAACAAUCAUACUUUCUCACCUCUCUCUAAAAAAAAGUUAAUCUAAACUAACUAAUCUCGAUUUGAUACAUAAUUUCGUUUCCAUGGAGUUCGCCGAUGAAUUUUCCGCAAUCGAAAGAAUCAGAAUGCAUCUCUUAGGAGAAUUCGAGAUUGAUCGCACACCGUCGGUUUCCGCCUCGGAAUCAUCGUGCGAUUCACAGCUGUCCUUUGAUUUUGAUCGGCCGCCGGAAUCGAGGCCGGCGAAGAAGCUGGAGUGGAUCGUGUUCGGGGGUGGUGAUGAUGAUGAUCAUCAUGAGCGGGUGGUGGAGGAGCAGCAGCACUACAGGGGGGUGAGGCGGCGGCCGUGGGGGAAGCAUGCGGCGGAGAUACGUGACCCGAAGCGGCGGGGGUCGAGGGUGUGGCUAGGGACGUUCGACACGGCGGCGGAGGCGGCUUGGGCUUAUGAUAGGGCGGCGUUCAGGAUGAGGGGCAGGAAGGCGAUCCUCAACUUCCCGCUCGAGAUUCAGCGGGAAUGCGGAGAAAAGCGGCGGAGAGAGGAGGUGGAGCUAAGAGAGAGGAAGGCGGUGAAGAGUGAGGCGGCGGAGUGGAAAUGAGCACUUGCUCCUCCACUGUAAAAUGUUCUACUUUCCCUCCGUCGACAUAGUUAAAUAUGAUCUCACUUUUCUAGUUAAUGUUUGAAUGUUAAUUGAGUUUUUUUUUUCUAAUCAAAAUCUAUUUUCACUUAUAGCCUCAAAUACAAAGAUAGCGAUAUAAAUUUUCAACUUGCUUCUA